AUGGAGGCUUCUCCCAUUAUUCUUCUGUAUUACACAUUUGAGAAUGAUGGCAGAGAUGCCAACGGCCGCUUCCGAGAGAUAACCGCCAACCUGGCCACCGUGCGGUGCACGAUCAUCGCUGGACAGGUCGCCAAUUUGCGGCACCAGCUGCUCGAGACUGACCACGACCUCCAAGACGUCCCCGGGUACAGGAGGAUCCUGGCAGAGCUAGGGGUCAUUGAGCCCCCUCAAGGAGCUGACCUCACCCUGAUGGUGGACGACGACCUAAAAAUAGCGGAUAAGAUCCCCUUUGUAGGCUCGCUAACGCUAGUGUCAAAACACCUGUUAACCAUACAGGGGAUCCGCGAACAACUCUUGAAGCAUGGGCGGGUUCCCCUUGAGGUUAAGCCCUUAUGGCCAUCCUUUGAGGCGAACGUUUUCGCCAUCGUCACCUAUAUGAUCAUGUGCUUAGCCAUCGCGUAUAAGCUCAUGAGAUCCCGGGUUAAUGCCGAGGUCCAGCAGGAGGCCUUUGCCGAGGUGCAACAGGAGGCCUCUACCGAGAUGCAGCACGAAGCCUCUGCCGAGGUGCAGCACGAGGCCUCUGCCGAGGUGCAGCACGAGACCUCUGCCGAGGUGCAGCACGAAGCCUCUGCCGAGGUGCAACAGGAGGCCUCUGCCGAGGUGCAACAGGAGACCUCUGCCGAGGUGCAGCACGAAGCCUCUGCCGAGGUGCAGCACGAGGCCUCUGCCGAGGUGCAGCACGAGGCCUGUACCGAGGUGCAGCACGAGGCCUCUGCCGAGGUGCAACAGGAGGCCUCUGCCGAGGUGCAACAGGAGGUCCCUGCCGAGGUGCAACAGGAGCACGAGGCCUCUGCCGAGGUGCAGCAGGAGGCCUCUGCCGAGGUGCAACAGGAGGUCCCUGCCCAGGUGCAACAGCAGGCCUCUGCCGAGGUGCAACAGGAGGCCUCUGCCGAGGUGCAGCAGGAGGCCUCUGCCGAGGUGCAGCACGAGACCUCUGCCGAGGUGCAACAGGAGGUCCCUGCCCAGGUGCAACAGCAGGCCUCUGCCGAGGUGCAGCACGAGGCCUCUGCCGAGGUGCAGCACGAGGCCUCUGCCGAGGUGCAGCACGAGGCCUCUUCCGAGGUGCAACAGGAGGUCCCUGCCCAGGUGCAACAGCAGGCCUCUGCCGAGGUGCAACAGGAGGUCCCUGCCGAGGUGCAACAGGAGGCCUCUACCGAGGUGCAGCAGGAGGCCUCUGCCGACGUGCAGCACGAGGCCUCUGCCGAGGUGCAACAGGAGACCUCUACCGAGGUGCAGCAGGAGGCCUCUGCCGAGGUGCAACAGGAGGCCUCUGCCGAGGUGCAACAGGAGACCUCUGCCGAGGUGCAACAGGAGGCCUCUACCGAGGUGCAGCAAGAGGCCUCUGCCGAGGUGCAACAGGAGGCCUCUGCCGACGUGCAGCACGAGGCCUCUGCCGAGGUGCAACAGGAGACCUCUACCGAGGUGCAGCAGGAGGCCUCUGCCGAGGUGCAGCACGAAGCCUCUGCCGAGGUGCAACAGGAGGCCUCUGCCGAGGUGCAGCACGAAGCCUCUGCCGAGGUGCAGCAGGAGGCCUCUGCCGAGGUGCAGCAGGAGGCCUCUGCCGAGCAGGAGGCCUCUGCCGAGGUGCAACAGGAGGUCCCUGCCGAGGUGCAGCAGGAGGCCUCUGCCGAGGUGCAACAGGAGGUCCCUGCCGAGGUGCAACAGGAGGUCCCUGCUGAGGUGCAGCAGGAGGUCCCUGCUGAGGUGCAGCAGGAGGCCUCUGCCGAGGUGCAACAGGAGGUCCCUGCCGAGGUGCAACAGGAGGUCCCUGCUGAGGUGCAGCAGGAGGCCUCUGCCGAGGUGCAACAGGAGGUCCCUGCCGAGGUGCAACAGGAGGUCCCUGCUGAGGUGCAGCAGGAGGCCUCUGCCGAGGUGCAACAGGAAGUCCCUGCCGAGGUGCAACAGGAGGUCCCUGCUGACGUGAAGCAGGGAGGUCUCUGACGACCAGGAGGAGGCUCCUGGCGUCGUAGGGUAGACCUGGACGACCUCCCCGUGAGUGGGUGGAGGUCGUCCUACAGUCUUCACUUCUUCUCACUCCUUUUUCUUUCGUCUUUCUCCCACCACUCAUU
Molecule: messenger RNA, 2129 nt
Organism: Homarus americanus (American lobster)
Lineage: Eukaryota; Metazoa; Arthropoda; Malacostraca; Decapoda; Nephropidae
Product: fibrous sheath CABYR-binding protein-like
Exons: 4
Coding region: 1-2001 (666 amino acids)
Source: RefSeq, a predicted model, not a curated record